Molecule: messenger RNA, 2139 nt
Organism: Aspergillus alliaceus
Lineage: Eukaryota; Fungi; Ascomycota; Eurotiomycetes; Eurotiales; Aspergillaceae
Product: MFS transporter
Exons: 4
Coding region: 377-2083 (568 amino acids)
Biological process (GO): transmembrane transport
Cellular component (GO): membrane
Molecular function (GO): transmembrane transporter activity
Source: RefSeq, a predicted model, not a curated record
GGGAUUUUUUGGUUUUCAAUUCCUGACGACGUAUUGCUUCUUACUCCCAUUUACUUUAGUUCCGGGGUUGCUCAAUCCUAGCCAUCUGAAACCAUCUUAUUCUGCCGAACAUCAACUUGGAAACAGGUGCUCAUUCUCAGGUCACUGCUAAGGAAAUCGUUCUUUUUUUUUCUGUAUAUUUUUCUUCAUGCCAUUUAUCCAUGAUCUCAUAUAAUUAUAAAGAUUCAAUGUACCUCAUCGAGCCCACUGCAUAACAUCUUCCAUCUUCAUUCCUCGACGGGAACCCAUAUAGAUCAAGAACCUUCUUGAGAUACUCAACCAAACAACAAGCCAUUGCAGAGUGUUUAGCUUUCCGUUGUGGAUAUUCCCAAGAAGAAUGUCAUCCUCACAGCAUCCUUCAAAUAGCGAAAAAUGGCCCCAACAUAUCCAGAAGGAAUCCUCACCAGCGGAUACCAAUUCUCUUGCCGGGUCUACCACGUCGGAGGAUACCGUAGAGCAAGACCAAAUUUAUACACGAGCUUCACGGCAGUCGCAACCUAGCCUGAGUAGAAAAAUUACGUCUAUUCGCACGAAUGGUACGUCGGAUCUGGCUUAUGAAGUUGACUUUGAGGACGGCCAGGACCAGACGAAUCCCAAGAACUGGUCCCUCGCAUACAAAGGAAUGGGAAUCGCCUUCCUCUCUUGGAAUACACUGGUUGUCGUUUUAUACUCUACAUCAUAUACCUCUGGUGUUGCAGAUAUUGCAGCGGAAUUUGGAACUUCCAGCACCAUUGUUACCUUAGGGCUUACCUUAUACCUGAUCGGCCUUGCGGUUGGCUCUAUGUUCAUGGCCCCCUUGAGUGAGAUGUACGGCCGGAAGCCUGUAUCUGUGGCGUGCUUGUUUAUCUUCAUGGUAUUAAUUAUACCUUGCGCUCGUGCAGAGUCUGUAGUCACUCUUAUUGUGGUGCGAUUCAUAGGGGCUUUCUUCGGUAGUGUUAUGAUCUCAACCGCGCCAGGAAUGGUGUCAGAUCUAGUCAAUGACGAAGAGCGAGCCCUUGCAAUGUCUAUCUGGAGUAUUGGCCCAGUGAAUGGCCCAGUCUUGGGUCCCAUUAUUGGAGGAUUUGUCACGCAAUAUCUCGGCUGGCGAUGGAUGGAUUGGAUUGCCUUAAUCUUGUCAGGCGUCGCUUUAGUAUUCUCCAUGAUCAUGAAGGAGACAUACGGCCCCAUUAUUCUGCAGAAAAAGGCUGCCCGCCUGCGAAAAGAGACCCGUGAUCCCUACUGGAGCCGAUACGACCAAAAGGCCAGUCUAAUUCAGAUCUUGAAAGUGAACCUGGGACGCCCUUUCGUCAUGGCUGUCACUGAGCCUAUUUGCAUAUUUUGGAACAUCUAUAUCGCGAUCGUCUAUGGUAUUCUAUAUCUUUGUUUCACCGCCUAUCCAAUCGUCUUCCGUGACAUUCGCGGCUGGUCACUCGGCCUCUCAGGACUCGCCUUCCUCGGCAUCGGCAUCGGCUGUCUCACAACCAUAUCCUGCGAACCGCUAAUCCGCCGCAUGAUCAACAGCCACCCGAUAGAUCCAGAGACCGGGAAAGUCCCCCCAGAAGCCAUGGUUUCGAUCGUAUGCGUAUCCGCCAUUCUGAUCCCAGUCGGUGAACUCUGGUUCGCAUGGACUUGCGCACCGGCUUCGAUACAUUGGAUUGUCCCCAUCCUUGCGGGGGUACUGUUCGGGGCAGGAAACACAGGCGUUUUUAUCUAUGCAUCGAACUACCUGUCAUACAGCUAUGGGGUUUACGCCGCAUCUGCGAUGGCGGGUAACUCCGUGAUUCGCAGUAUCCUGGGUGGAGUUUUGCCCUUGGUGGGUACGUAUCUUUAUGCCGGGAUCGGACCAAACUGGUCUGGUACCCUGCUAGGCUUGCUCGAGGUAGCUAUUAUACCGAUCCCGUUUGUCUUCUAUAAAUAUGGCUACAAGAUCCGAAGAAAGAGUGCUUUGAUUUCGCAGAUGCAAGAGGAUAAGAAAAAGUUGGAAGGGAAGCGACUACGACGCCAGCAGCGGGAAGAGGCGAAAGCAAAUAUAGAGACAAACGAGAAGGAGAAUAUGGAGGUUUAAAAGAACCAGCACCAACAUCACAGCCGGCGAACAGGAAGAGGCAACUAAAUAAGAAA